Pectinophora gossypiella (pink bollworm) is the source of this 4002-nucleotide messenger RNA. RefSeq lists its product as uncharacterized. The coding region runs from base 2502 to 3782 and encodes 426 amino acids. The transcript is spliced from 2 exons. Lineage: Eukaryota; Metazoa; Arthropoda; Insecta; Lepidoptera; Gelechiidae. The record is from RefSeq and is a predicted model, not a curated record.
AUAAAAAAAAAUAUUUCCUCUUGUUCACUUUCUUUAGAAGUCUAUAGUGUCGGCUCUGGUCGUUAUAACUUUACCUGCAAGAAUGGCACAUUUAACGUGGAGCACACAAAUACACAAGCAUUGCAUGUUUACACAUUGCACAUAGAAGGAAUAAUCACAGGUACUUACAAAAAUAGUUAUUCAUACUAAUUAUUUUGUGCAAUAGAGAAUAUUUGUAUUGUAUUGAAUUAUUUUUUCCAUGCUUAUGUAGAAUACAAAAACGAAAUAGCUGCAAAUUCAUCUAUAAACUUAUAACUAAACUUAAACUCACCUUAUGUGAGAUAUGUGAGUGAAUAUUGUUGGUACUGCAUCUUUAUGUAAUAUUUUUGUUUGGUAUCCUGCUUGAUAGUAAGCAAGAUACAUCGAAAUGUAAUUAGCACAGGCUUAAAUAAGGAGAAGGCGUCCUUCAGAAGAGAGAAUCAUCUCGUUUCAUGGUCUGAAUCUAAUUGUUUCUUAAUUUCUUGUUUCGUAAAUUAGGAUAUUUAGGAAAUCUGGAAAAUACAAUAUCUUUAUGUAAUCUUCAUCCAAAUCGGAAACAGGUCGAAAAAUAAAUUAAACGUGAAUAGAAUAACACAACAUGUAGAUGUUACAUUCAAACAUAAUACCUAUUAUGUUAUCGACAUCAAAGGACAACACUACUUAUAAUACUUUGGGUACAUGAUCUGUCAAAGCUGAUUAACGUAAAAUGUGAAAUCAAUUAUUUGUACAAAUGUGACGGCUUUGCUGAAAAUAUGCGUCUGCAUCGUGUUUAGGGCUGAAUAAACUUUACAAAUACCAGACCAGGUAAUGUAUUUCUUGCACACAAACAUGUAUUAUGUGGUCGAUAACUUACCCAUGGUGAGACAUAAUUGGAUCGUUCUCCAUUAUAAUACCCAUUCUACUCUCACAACCAAUAGCUUCGCAAGCCAUGGUUCAUAAUGAAUAACUAUUUCACAGAUUUUUUAUAUAAAAAGUUAAAAUAACGUCCCAAAACACCAAAAAACUAACGGCAGGUUUGGUAUCCAGCUGGCUACCACAACAUCUCAAAACGGUCAACACUGACGUUCUAGCACGCCGUGAAAUCUGCGUAGAACGAAUGUUGUCGAUAGGCGCCAUAUUUUUUAACGAUGUAUGACAAAUUGUGCUGGCCUGUGAUUGGUUAGCGGUGACAGCCAUCUUUAUCGGCCAUCUUUACCGGUGUACUGUCAAAGAUGGCCGACACAGAUGACAAACUGUGUGAUCGAGUGAAGUGUAUUUGUGCUUAUCUUCUCCACUUUAUCUUGUAAUACAAAGCCCAGUAUCUUUUCGCAUGUAUUUUCUUUCGAAAAUGUAUCGCGAGUGCUGUGUUUGCAAAAAUUCGUGACCAGGCGCUGUUUUCAUUGCAUCAUUUUCCAUGCACCGAGAAAAGACUCAAUAAGUGGCGGAAGUGUCUCGAAAACGAAAUUAAUUUAAAAGAUACACCACGAAGUGAACUUUUGAAUCUCUUUGUGUGUAAAUCGCAUAUUAAAGGGCAUGGAUUUAUCCCGUCUAAAUCUAAAGAAGUGUGUGCCUCCGAUGUAAAAACCAUUUCUUGCAUUACGUAAAAAAUAUUGUAUAAAAUUAAAAAAUAAAUAAUUUAAUGAAUAAUCUCUCACAUGUUUUUAACCCUACAAACCAAGCCCUAACUUAAAAAAAGAGGUCAUUAAGUCUUGUUUCUGGGUUCGGUAUUAUUUUCUACAGAUUUUACGUUUAUCUGGGACUUUGAAAUAAGUACUUACUUGUUUCAAAGUCGAAUUCAAAUCUGUAGAAUAAUACCGAUUCCAGUUACAAGACCUUUUCUUUUGAACGUCCCUCUCCUGUACACUAUGCCGCAUGACGCGUAGUCCUUUGCCAAGUAAAAUUCGAUUAUUAAAAAAAACCAACUGUCAUGUAUCAUUAAAACCAAUCAAACAAAACGUUAGUACUAGAGAUGUUCGUCUGAUACGUAGUAUCUCUUACUAGUCUGUGCGUUCUAGACAGCGGUGUUUGUCUAUGUUUGUUUCUUUUUUUCACAGAGAUUGUUGCCAUAGGGAAGAACGAGAGCUGUGAUAGUUUGAUCGUCACUCUAAAAUAUUAUCUGUCUAUUCUAUACAAGGUCUUUGCUUAAAACUGUUUCGCGCUCAAUAUUAUUUCAAGUGUCCUGUUUUGUGUGCUACCUUGCCUCCUAAAAAAGACCUCUGAGAAGAGAGAAAAAAAUACAUAUUAGUAUACAGCUAUCUCUGUCAUUCUUAUUAACCAAGCAUAGUGUGCAAAAAAAACGUCAUCCAGAAUUUGAAAACCGAACGUAUGAUUUGACAUUUAUAGCCGUUAGAUGUUUUGAGUUUUUGUUCCCGAAAGAAAUAAUAAAAAAAAGACUUUAAUUCAGCUAUAUUGGGACAGAUUUUAAGUGUAAUAAUGGUUGGUUGUCUUUGUUAAAUGUGCAAACAAGAUAAAUAUUAAGAUAACGAAACAACUUCAGUGAAAACAUGGGAAGUAAUACGAGUAAACCCAGCGGCGACGCAGCUGUUCUUAAGCAAAAAAACGACUUGGAUAUUGAUGCUAAUUCUGAUCCCAGAUCUCCGACUCCUGAGAUAACACGGACUCCGUUACAGGGAAAGACCGGGUCUAAACACAAUAUAACUAAAAAUGCUGACUUGAGGAAAACCUUCGAGAAUUCCAAAGGUGAUGAAAAACUUAUCCGUAACAACCCAAUUCUAUCAGCUGUAAUAAAAAAUCAUUUACAGUCGUAUGAUCCUCGCUCACCAACACAGGACUUUGAACGAACACCUAUCAUUAUUGCAACUAAAAUUGAUGAGCUCACAAAUGACAAACAGGUACAGAGACUUGAAAAUGGCGGGAGUCCCUGCCUCAGAAAAGAUGAUAAUGAGGAUAACUAUGAUAGUUGUGCUGAAGCUCAAGAAAGUCCAGAUUUGAUGGUGCCUAAAAAUUUGUGCAAUGGUUUCUAUGACUUGACUCUUAAUGAGAGUAUUAAAGAAACUGAUGAGCCAUUAGGAUCGUCUACUGCUUCAAAUGAAGCUUUAGAGGAUAAUAUGACAAAUCAAAGUGCUGAGAAACCAAUACAGUUGCUUGAAACUAACUUUGAUUAUGUUGAAGCAGAGGUUGACCAAUUUGAAGAUAGUAAUGAAACGGAUCACGGCGCUUGUGAUAAGGAGUCAGUUGAAGAUAGUGAUCUAAAAUGCAUUCCUCAGUUCAAAAUCCUGGAUGAGGAUCCUAGAUCACCUUCUGCAGGUAUUGAGAGGACACCUAUAGUUGUUGCUAAAGUCACGGAGGAUGCAGGUGCAGAUAAUGUAGAGGAAAUGUCAGAUGACACAUUGAUUAAAGUUUUACAGAACACCAAUGCAGAUCUCCGCCAAUUAGUUGUUAAAUCUACAAACGAGGGAGUGCUUAUCUAUGAAGAUGAAGCUAAUGAUUUAUUGAAUACCCCUAAAAAGCCUAAAAAUGGCUCUUGUAGUGGUUCUAGGACACCAUUAUCUUGCAUGAAAAAUAAAACUGAUACUGGACACACUCGAUCUAAGUCAGCUAACAUGUUAGAAGAUUCCAAGGACCAGCAACUAGCUAAGGCUAGACGGGUAUCUCAUAUUCCCCGGCUGAAAUCUUUGACUAAACAAACAAAACUAAUGCCUACGGGAAGCACAGUCUCAUUGAAAAGUCUGUCAAAGAAGGCUGCCAUUAGUGGAGAUUGUGAGAACACACCACCACACUCACAGCGUGAUAAGUGGGAUAAAGACAAUAGCAUUGUUCUGUGAGAAAAUCAUUUGACAAUAUUAUUAAGCUAGUAUAAUGAAACUUUGGAAUUGUUAAAUUUACAAUGUAAUUUCAUAACUGUUUAUUGUUAAAUAAUAUUUGGUUAACAAUGUUCCAAUUUGAUUUCUCAAAUAUAUUGACAUCAUGAUAUUGACUGCUAUUUAGUUAUUUAAGUACUUAUUAUUCUGCUAAUAAAGCACACAUGCUUUCAUUUGAAAUAUU